AUGUUUUCCAUCUACCGAAUUGUUUCCAAAGACCCAGUCCCCAUCAACACAGAAGAAGUCGCACUUUCUGUCCGCCACAUUGCUCUAAGUGGAGACUCUACAACAUCACUUUUUAUAAAAACAGUUGACAGCGAGGGAAAGGAGGUUCGCGCAUUGGUUGCGACGCUCUCUCAAAAGCAGCCACAACAAACGAUGGACUUUAUGAUUGCUGGAAAGUCCGUCACAUUUUAUGUCGAGGGAAAAAGCAAAAUCCACAUGAUUUUAGUACCCGCUGAUGCGAACAUGGAGAAUUUUAAUGAAGAAGACGAGAAUACAUCUGACGAAGACGAAACUUUAAAGGAGAAUGACAAAAAACCCAUCAAAAAGCCUCAAGAGGAUAAAAAGCCAAAGAAGCUUACUCACAAAUCCAAACAAGACUAA
This is a messenger RNA of Entamoeba invadens IP1, 420 nucleotides long. RefSeq lists its product as hypothetical. The record is from RefSeq and is a predicted model, not a curated record. NCBI's taxonomy places the organism in Eukaryota, Evosea, Mastigamoebida, Endamoebidae. The coding region runs from base 1 to 420 and encodes 139 amino acids. The transcript has a single exon.